AUGGAAAUAGAAACUUUAACUAGACUAGAAGACGACGGUGUCACUGAAUAUCAAGUUGAAGAAUGGUUGCCAGUCCAACAUAUUAAAGAAAUAGAAUUAAGUGCAUCAAAUAACAAACCAAUUGAAAAAAACCAAUUACCAGGAUAUACCAAAUCUAUUAAUUUAAUCACGCAUACCCAACCCGAAAACAUUCCAUCAUCUGUUAGAAAUUUAAAAAUUAGAGAAUUUGAUGAAGAUCUCACCCAAGAAAAGAUACCCAGCAAUAUAUCCUCUUUACAUUUAGGUGAAUAUUAUGACAAACCAAUUACUGCCUCAAUGAUACCACCUAACAUUACACACUUGAACCUAGGAUGGCGUUUCUCUGCUGAUCUAUCUGAAGAAAUGCUACCAGCAACAGUUAAAUCUCUAGUUUUAGGUGAAACCUUUAAUACCCCAUUCAAGAAAAAUAGCAUUCCCAAUUCAUUAAAAAUAUUAGAGGUAGGUGCAAACUUUUCCGAGUUUCAAUCACUAAUUCAUUUACCAGAAUCAAUUGAAACAUUUAUAUUUGGUGAUAAUUUUAAUAGAAGUUUAGAAAGCAAUUUUAAAUUACCCAAAACUAUAAAAACUUUAAUCUUUGGUAAACAAUUUAAUCACCCAAUUCCAAACGGUAUAUUAGAAAAUGAAGAUGGUCUAGAAACUUUAAAACUUGGCAGUUCUUUUGCACAACCUUUGACAAUAGACAACGUACCAUCAAGUGUAAAACAUUUAGAAGCCCCCAAUAGAGCCCAGCAAUAUGUCUCUGAAGAAAUUUUCAACAAAUAUUAUUCAUUAAAAGCAUGUUUGGAUAACAAAGAUCCAUCAAAAAAAGGUCAUUUAGAAAUAGGGGAUGCUCAUAAAAAAUAUCUUUUUGACAAAGGCUUAAAACUUGUAAUCCCACCAUCUAUCAACAGUCUUACACUACACAAUGAUGCAUUUUUAAAGAAACAUAAUAUUCCAAGAUCAAUUAAAUAUUUAACUUUUGGUUCAGAUUUUAUAAAUACAGAUAAUUUAACUCAGGAAAUUGAUGGCGCAAAUAUUCAAGAACCUCAAGCAGCCGCCAAUGCAAUUUCAAAUUUUGAUAAAAGAUUUUUCAUUAGAGCCAGAGAUAUCCCAAAAACCACCACCCACAUUUCUAUUAACUCCCCCCAUAUAGUUUUAGAUUUUAUACCAUCCCAUAUCACCCAUUUCAAAACUUCAAAAAAUUAUUUCCAACAAAUCAAUAUUUUAAAAAAUAAUAAUAAUUUAAAAUCUUUAAAAAUUAAAUUAUUAAAUUUAAAUUAUAUAAUUCAUGAUGAAUUAAGACCAUUACAAAAAUAA
Messenger RNA from Dictyostelium purpureum, 1335 nucleotides. RefSeq lists its product as uncharacterized. NCBI's taxonomy places the organism in Eukaryota, Evosea, Eumycetozoa, Dictyosteliales, Dictyosteliaceae. The record is from RefSeq and is a predicted model, not a curated record. Bases 1 to 1335 code for a protein of 444 amino acids. The transcript has a single exon.